AUGUCGCUCUUUGGAACCAACACCACCAGCCAGACCCCAGCUGGCGGUGGACUUUUUGGGACAACGACCUCCCAGUCCGCUCAGACAGGGUCUUUGUUUGGCACGGCGACAUCCCAACCGCAGCAGACAGGAGGUCUUUUUGGUUCGACGGCAACCCAGACGCCGUCCUCCCAACUCCAGAGUACCGGCCUAUUCGGCAGUACCACGGCCACAAGCCAACCGCAGCAGACAGGAGGGUUGUUCGGCUCGACGACGACAACGACGAGUCAGCCUCAGCAGACGGGAGGGUUGUUUGGGGCAACAGCGACGUCACAACCGCAGUCAACAGGCGGCUUGUUUGGCAACACGACAACCACAUCGCAGCCGGCGCAGACUGUGGGAUUGUUCGGCACGACUACUCAACCACAGCCCGCUCAGAGUGGUGGUCUUUUUGGCAGUGCUACGCAACAGAAGCCGGCUACUGGAGGGCUCUUCGGCAGCACAACCACAAAUACGGGGGCCGGCUUGUUUGGUAAUACCUCGAAUACUAUUGGAGGCGGCGGGUUGUUUGGGCAAACAGCGAAGCCGGCCACCGGGGGCCUUUUCGGCCAAUCGACAACACAGCCUCAGCAGCAGCAGAACGCUACCCCUGGCCUAACCAUGGGCCAAUCUACCAAUACUCAGCAGCAGGUUGUCCCAGGCGUGCGCAUCGAUCUGAGCAACAUUAAAUCUACCACCCGCUUCAACGACCUCACAGAAGCUCUCCAGCAAGAAAUUGCCAAGAUCGACGAAGAAAUCCAAAAAUGCAUCCGUGACAAGGAGGCUGUUGAUGCCUUCCUCCCUGCUCACGGCGAGCAGCUCGCUGCGAUUCCGACCGACGUUAACUUUGUGACGCGCAAGUCAGAGGGCGCGCAUAACGCCCUGUCCAGUGACAUCCUUGCGAUCGACCAGCUGCGCGAGCUGGUCAAGCAGGAUGCCGACAACGCGCGGCUGUCCUUCAAGGCCAUCGACAACCUGAAGCUACCGAUGCAGUACCAUCAAGCAGGGCUAUGGUCAAAGCAGAUGGGAGGUGCUGGGACCGCUGGCGCGUCGGGCGCCUCUGCGGAUGCUGAUGGUCAGAGCAACGCGGAUUUGAUCAGCUACUUCUCCAAGACGGCUGACGAAAUGGAAGAGAUGAUGAAGAAAUUUGAGAAGACCAUCACAGAGAUUGAAGCUCACCUAACGGGUGUUGAGGCCCAUGCCAUGGCCAUGCAGAAUGUUGCGGCCCAGUCCAGGAAUGCGGCCCAGGGUGGCGUGGACGAGAGGGUCUAUGAGUUGGCGGCUGUGCUGCGGGAGUUUGAGGAAAGCAUCCUCAAGGUUGCCGGUGUGGUUGGAGGUGUGAAGGAAGGCGUUACGGAAUUGCAACUGAGGGACUUUAUGGGACACGGUAGCUGA
This is a messenger RNA of Thermochaetoides thermophila DSM 1495, 1413 nucleotides long. RefSeq lists its product as uncharacterized. Gene Ontology annotation, molecular function: structural constituent of nuclear pore. Lineage: Eukaryota; Fungi; Ascomycota; Sordariomycetes; Sordariales; Chaetomiaceae. Bases 1 to 1413 code for a protein of 470 amino acids. Gene Ontology annotation, biological process: nucleocytoplasmic transport. The record is from RefSeq and is a predicted model, not a curated record. The transcript is spliced from 3 exons. Gene Ontology annotation, cellular component: nuclear pore.